AGGUGCACUUUAUUUGAUAUAAAUAGUCUCUUGGCAGGAACUGAGCAUGUGAGACAACACCAGACGAUCGAUACUGUGCCUCUUUGUUGGUUACGUUUGUUUUGCGAGGAGCUGUCUGUGAAAUCAGAGUGGACGAGAGUCCAAGCCGGUAACCCAACUCUUUAACAGGUCACUCAACUUUUGCUAAACCAGUUUGUCGGCUCCUCCAUGAAGGGAAGUGAAGCGUUGCGACGCUUUGCGUGUGACACAGACGUCAUUCUUCUGACUCAACUAAAGGCUUGAACAUGUUCCGCAGAGAAAAGAGCUCAGCACCCACAGUUCCCUCACUUCCACCAAGGCCCAGCAAACAGGAUCUGGACAAUCCCACCACACACAGCUCGGGCGUACAAGAUGGGUGCGGGACCCAACAGGGAAGUGACCAUGAAGUUGUGAGUGUCCCAAAAUCCAAGAGGACUGGGGUGAUGGGAGUUAUGCAGAACGUCAACCCCUUCAAGGCUUUGUCGCAUACACCCUCCACAGUUGGCACUUGCACAGUUGCCACUGAUGACUUACCAGAAGUACGAACAAAUCCCACACAGUUUGGAUCAUUCCUUUUGACAACCCCCCCAACAAAUGCUGGUAUGCUAAAAGGGGUAAUGCAGAAGGUCAACCCAUUCAAGUCUUCCUGUCAGGUUCCUGAAACUGGAGGGUCUGAAUCAUCAGAACAGCACCCGGGAAUGCUGAAAGGGAUGCUCCAGAAGGUCAACCCAUUCAAGUCUUCAACACAGUUACCAAAGAACGAGCCCCAGGAUGCAGAUCACCAAGAGGCCAGAGAAGAAUUUAAUGAGAAACAGAAACCAGGGAUGAUGGCAGGCAUGAUACAGAAAGUCAACCCGUUCAAAUCUUCGCAGCCAAAGGACACGCAGCCCCUCCAGCGUGACGGCUCCUCCAGUGAAGGAAACCUGGUUGAUAACAACAACCUGCCCGAGAAGCCGAAGACUGGGAUGCUGAAGGAGAUGAUGCACAAAGUCAUACCCUCAAAGUCGACUACACAGACGGCACAUGAGGAGACAGACUCGGUCACAUCUCUGCAGCAGGAUCCCCCAACAUUGUCGUGCAGCUCUGAGAGUUUAAAUGAUGGUGCAGUAGAGAGACAUUCUGUUUGGUACGUAGAUGAUCCCAGCAACAGUGAGCUGAAAAGUCAACCAAAUGAGCAAAUGAAGAAAAGAAAGACCUUUAGAAUUAAAAGAAUUCUUCCGACUGCGCUAUUCGGCUCUGGAGCAAAGGAUUCGAAUGCAUUGCCCGACGCACAGCCUUUGCCACAGGAGGUGGAGGUCCAAACACUGGAAAUGGUUGAAAUAACUGCACUCAGUGAUGGAAGUGCUCUGGACCCUCUGGAGGAUGAAGAUGGACUCUUGGCGUGGUGGAGAACAGUCGAUGGCUGGACUGAGUGGAACGAGGCCACGCAGAAUGAUGAGUCUGAAGAGGUGGUGGAACAAGCGGCCGAUCGUGUCUUCAUGGCAGCCCGGCUCUUCGUUCGCCUGUUCAACCAACGUGGCGCGUCUCUGCAGCAGCGCAUCCUUGAGCUCCUCGCACUGGCCGAUUCCGCCGACAGCUUCCACAAGAAGACCGUUACGGCGAGCAUCGGUGGUGGGGUGGCGAGUGUGGCAGGCUCUGUCACCACUAUCACUGGUCUCAUUCUGGCCCCAUUCACGGCAGGAACGUCGCUCAUUGUCACAGCUGUGGGUAUUGGUGUCGCCACGGCGGGCGGCGUAGCCUCUGCUUCCGCCAAUAUCACAGACACCGUGCAUUCAAAGACUGACCGUAAGAAGGUGGAGAAAAUGAUCCAAGACUAUCAGGAGGAGAUCAAUGACAUCAGGGAGUGUCUGGAGUUCUUGCAGGAAGGGAUGGAGACUCUUGAGGAGUGGAACUUUGAGCAGUAUGCCGAGAGCAUCUCCAAAAAACAUCUCAACCAGAACGUCAAACAUGUCAUGAAGGAGGGCGGCCGGGCCGGCAAGGCUUUGGUCAUCAACACGGAAAGUCUGAUCAGUACUGUUCAGGUCCUCAGCGUGGCGGGGGGUGCUGCCAAAGCAGCCCAGGUGAUGAGUGUCACCACCGGGGUCAUGUCAGGCCUCUUCUUGGCACUUGAUGUCUUCUUCUUGGCCAAGGACUCAGCAGAGCUGAGAAAGGGUGCAAAGACAGAGUUUGCCGCCAAGAUCCGAGACGUUUGCAAGGACCUGCAGAAUGGGCUCCUGGAGCUGAACCGUAUCAAGGAAGAGCUGCAGAAGACAAUGGAUGGCAUCGAGGUGGAGGUGGAGGAAGAGGAUGAGGAGAUUUUGAAGUCUGAUCUGAAGAAACUCAUUGAGCUUGAAGAAUGAAGAAACCAAAUCAAAUGCCUGCCAAGUUUAUAACCGUUCUUCAUGUUGAACAUAGUUGAACCUCGGACUAGUGAAAUAAUUAUAGUAUGAAAGUAUUUAUAUUUUAAUAAUCAAUUGUAUGUAUUUUAUUGUAUGUCAUUAGUUUAGCUUCUUUCAAUAAAGUUUGCUGACAUCUUAAUUGCAACUGA
This is a messenger RNA of Dunckerocampus dactyliophorus (ringed pipefish), 2545 nucleotides long. RefSeq lists its product as uncharacterized. Lineage: Eukaryota; Metazoa; Chordata; Actinopteri; Syngnathiformes; Syngnathidae. Gene Ontology annotation, biological process: lipoprotein metabolic process; lipid transport. The record is from RefSeq and is a predicted model, not a curated record. Gene Ontology annotation, cellular component: extracellular region; membrane. The transcript is spliced from 24 exons. Bases 285 to 2357 code for a protein of 690 amino acids. Gene Ontology annotation, molecular function: lipid binding.